AUGAAGCUUCAAUGGGCCGGGCUCCUCUUUGGGGUUUCCAUUGGCGGAGUCAAUGGUAUGGCUGAAUACAUGCACGAGGCUAUGAGAGGAGAGCGUGUCUCUGGCUAUGGCAAAUCCGACAACAACCCCCAAUGGGUACCGGAGUUCAAAGAUGAAUCUCCUCCAUACCAAAGCUACCGAAUCCCCCGUCAAGACUGGACCUUGACAUGCAGCAGCUCUGCUGCUCGCUACCCAUGCAAAUAUGCCAUCGAUGGCAAGAACACUACUUCCUGGCGCAGCGACCCCUCCAACAAUGGACAUACUCUUAUUGUUGAUCUUGGAGCGUGGUACCAAGUGAGCGCCGUCGUUGUCCUUCCUCCAACUGAUACGGGCACGGAAGGCCUCAUUACCCAGCACAAGAUCUGGGUCAGCGAAGAUCAUGAGAAGUGGGCGGAGCCUGUUGCAUAUGGAAUGUGGCCCAAUACAAACAGACAGCGAAUGUCUGCGUUUGAACCAUCAUCUACCCGAUACUUGAGAAUCACGGCCGAUGCCGACCGUGAGAAUCCUUGGGUCGGUAUCGCUGAACUGAACAUUUAUGGAACUCUGUACACCAUUCCUCGUGACCCUGCUCUCGGUGUCUGGGGGCCAACUCUUGAUUUCCCUAUUGUGCCUGUCUCCGGUGCUCAGGAGGGAUCUGGCAGGCUUGCUCUCUGGUCCUCGUGGGCCGACGACCAAUUCCACUCGACUCCGGGAGGCAAGACCGUUAUGACCCGAUGGAACCCAUUGACCGACGAGGUCUCUAAACGCACUGUCAGCGAAACCCACCACGACAUGUUCUGCCCGGGCAUUUCUUAUGAUGGCACCGGCAUGAUGGUUGUUACUGGUGGCAAUGAUGCCUCGGAGACUAGUCUCUACGAUUCUGCCAAUGAUAAAUGGAUUCGCGCAACCGAAAUGAAACUCCGUCGUGGAUACCAGGCGUCUACAACUCUCUCCGAUGGACGUGUCUUCGUCAUCGGAGGUUCAUGGGCUGGAGGUUCGAAUGUUGCUAAGGAUGCCGAGGUUUACGACCCUGCUACCCGAAACUGGACUAUGCUUCCUGAAGCCAAGGUCAGCCACAUGUUGACUAAGGAUAUGGAAGGUCCUUGGCGAGCGGACAACCAUGGCUGGCUCUUCGGCUGGAAGGACCUGAGUAUCUUCCAAGCCGGGCCUAGCAAGCAGAUGAACUGGUACUCCGCUCAUCACAAUGGAGGUGUUAAGGAGGCAGGGCUUCGUAUGGACGAUGAGGAUUCUAUGUCCGGCAACGCAAUCAUGUUCGAUGCCGUGAAGGGCAAGAUCCUCACGCUCGGUGGCUCUCCUGACUAUGAUAAAUCGCCGGCCACGAACGCCGCCCACAUUAUCACGAUCGGCGAACCGGGUCAGAAGCCGAAGGUUGAACCGGCCGGAGGAGGCACUAUGCACACUAAGCGUGUCUUCCACACUACUGUCGUUCUCCCCGAUGGAAAAGUCGCCAUCUUCGGCGGCCAGACGUUCGGCGUUGCAUUUAAUGAGGAAAACGUCCAAUUCGUCCCGGAAAUCUAUGACCCUAAAACCAACACUUUCACGAAGUUGCAGCAGAACAAUCUUGUGAGAGUAUACCACACCGUGUCAAUCCUCCUCCCGGACGCCCGGGUGUUGAACGCAGGCGGUGGUCUUUGUGGCAAUUGCACAGCCAACCACUAUGAUGGCCAGAUCUUUACCCCUCCCUACCUCCUGACUCCUUCAGGUCAGCCCCGGCGCCGUCCUAAGAUCAUCUCAGGACUGAAAGAUUAUGCCUCGGUGGGCAGUACCUUGACAUUCGAAACCGAUGAUGAUAUCUCCACAGCUUCCCUGGUCCGUCUGGGUACCGCCACCCACACUGUUAACACUGAUCAACGCCGCAUUCCACUUGAUGUUACUCGUGACUGGCGCUUCUGGAAGUCGAUCUGGAAAACUACCCUGCCAAAAGAUUCGGGUAUUCUAAUUCCUGGAUACUGGAUGCUGUUCGUUAUGGACCGGAAUGGCGUGCCUAGCAUCGCGAAGAUCAUGAUGAUUGGCUUGGACAGCACGAAGACCAUCGAUGCUGCGCAGGAUCCGUUAGGCAUGAUGGAGGCUCAGAACAAUCUUGACUCGUUUAUGAGGAUCGAGUUGCUGAAAAGAAAGUGGUUUUGAGGCAAGCUGGUAUUUUGGAAGAGUCCGAAAUUUGAUAUAGCGUCAUUUUAGGUCUCUUGCAGUAAAUACAGUGUUGAGGACUUUCACAUAGGUGUAAGGAGUAGAAUCUAAAAACUUACCUCAAAAAA
Molecule: messenger RNA, 2294 nt
Organism: Penicillium samsonianum
Lineage: Eukaryota; Fungi; Ascomycota; Eurotiomycetes; Eurotiales; Aspergillaceae
Product: CAZyme family AA5
Exons: 2
Coding region: 1-2166 (721 amino acids)
Molecular function (GO): protein binding
Source: RefSeq, a predicted model, not a curated record